GUCGGUGUGGUCCAUCCUUUCGACGUUUCUGUGUAUUCUGUCGGUCGGUGUGCGGCAGGCAGGAAAGAACCCAAAAGCCAGCGAAACCAGUGUCGUGCAUGUGUCGCCCUGAUCCGGUCCACACUGACGGGGGUGGGUUGCUUGUGUGUGUAUGUGUGUGUGUGUAGUGUGUUGUGUGUGUGUGCUACUGCUGCACUUUCUAAGUCGCAUUCAAAAAGAAAACCCGCUCAUCGCUCGCUAUCAAACUCAACUAGUGUUUAGUGUGUGAAACGUGGUGGUCGUGCGUGCGGUUUUAUUGAACACGAGUGUUGUGGACGCAGAUCAUUGCCGGGCCGCAAAACGUGCGCGCAACAACACACUCGUGUGUGAGCCCUUUUGUGAUUUCUGGUUACUUGGGCUGCCUGGGAGGAGGCUUCGUGAGCGUGAUCGUUUGGGCCAUCGUGAAACAGCCACCCGCCCCGAGAUGCCCCUGUUCGGCAAGUCGCAGAAAAGCCCCCAGGAGCUGGUGAAGGCACUGAAGGAGGCGGUCGCCUCGCUGGAGCGCGGCGACAAGAAGGCGGAAAAGGCGCAGGAAGAUGUCAGCAAGAAUUUGGUGUUGAUCAAAAACAUGCUCUACGGUACGUCCGAUGCCGAACCGCAAACCGAAAUCGUCGUUUCCCAGCUGGCCCACGAACUGUACAGCACCAACCUGCUGCUGCUUCUGAUACAGAACCUGAACCGCAUCGACUUCGAGGGCAAGAAGGACGUGGCACAGAUCUUCAACAAUGUGCUCAGACGACAGAUCGGCACCCGCUCGCCGACGGUGGAAUACAUCUGCACAAAGCCCGAAAUUCUGUUCACGCUGAUGGCUGGGUACGAGCAUCAGGAGAUCGCGCUGAACUGUGGUACCAUGCUGCGCGAGUGCGCCCGCUACGAGGCGCUCGCCAAGAUCAUGCUGCACUCGGACGAGUUCUUCAACUUCUUCCGCUACGUCGAGGUGUCCACGUUCGACAUUGCGUCCGAUGCGUUCUCCACCUUCAAGGAGCUGCUCACCCGCCACAAGAUCCUGUGCGCGGAGUUCCUCGAGCAGAACUACGACAAGGUGUUCAACCACUACGAGCAUCUGCUCAACUCGGAAAACUACGUGACGCGGCGGCAAAGCCUUAAGCUGCUCGGCGAGCUGCUGCUCGAUCGGCACAACUUCACGGUCAUGACGAAGUACAUCUCCAACCCGGACAACUUGAAGCUGAUGAUGAACAUGCUCAAGGAGAAGUCGCGCAACAUCCAGUUCGAGGCGUUCCACGUGUUCAAGGUGUUUGUCGCGAACCCGAACAAACCGAAACCGAUCCUGGACAUACUGCUGCGCAACCAGGAAAAGCUGGUCGACUUUCUGACCCGCUUCCACACCGACCGCUCGGAGGACGAACAGUUCAACGACGAGAAGGCUUACCUGAUCAAGCAGAUCAAGGAGCUAAAGCCGGCCCCGGACCAAUAGUCCUGCCGCGCCGAUAUUGCCACCCGCUCAUCCGCAACCGUUAGCGAAACCGUCGGCAGUGUCGUCGUCGCCGCCGCCGCCGCCCUUCGGUCGUAGUAGUGUCCAGCGCGUAGUGGCUGGAUCCUGUUCUUCGACUGUGCUCUGCAAAAAAUACCCCAGCGUCACCCCUUUUGUCACCGCCUCUCCAGAGUGUCGAACACGCGCGCUUGACUCAGACUGAACGUUUUGGUGCCCAGACGAAAGAACAGCCAAACCGAGCGGUACUAGCGCCCACAACACACACACACAUAAUCCUCAUAAACAAACACACACACACACACAAGGAGAAACACACGAAACUAGACAAAAUAGUCAUAGCGAAGCGUAAACGAACGAAUAGCGAAAAACGAUAAUAGAGGUCGAUACCGAGAGAGAGAGAGAGAACGAGAAGAACGGUGCGAAUGGAGUCACCAUCUUUAGCGAGGGCAUACGAAAUCAAUCGAAAGAGGAAGGUAUAUUACAGGGUUUUCCAGGAGUUUUCAUAGCUGUGGAGCACUUUAUUGACUCCUUCUUCCGUGAAAUGUACUUAAAGUAAUAGGAAUUGGACUCUAUAGCACCCUUGUUGGACAAAUCCAAUGGGAAUUUCCUAGGAGCCUGUCCAAAAAGAGUGCCAUCGAGUCGAAUUUUCAUCAUAUGAAGCUCAUUUCCAGCAAGAAAAAGUCAAGGAAGUGUUCCACAACUAUGAGAACCCCUGGAAAACCCUGUAUCAUACUAGGUAGGGGACGCACGCACCCACGGUUUGUAGCGGUUUAUAUUUUUCUGAUUUGAUUAUUUUUUUCUUGUUGGAGCGACGCAGAUUUUGGUCCCGUGUCUCCAGCUUAAAAUUGGCAAUUAGGAUUGGGUCUAAAAGUACGACUUAUGUUUUGUCCCAUGUGCACCCGUAGCUCAAUGCAAUUAUUCCGCGCACUUCCCCACUACCCCUCCCCUCUCAAUUGAACAUUUACUUGUGGUUUAUAUUGUGUGUUUACUUUUAUUUUAUAUUUAAUUUACUCUCUGUCCCUAUCGGUAUGCUCUAUGUGAUGCAUACACACAAGCAUAUUUGAAUGUUUCCGUUUUUUUUUGUUCUUUUUCGUUUGUUUUUUUUUUUUUUUGCUCGUACUAGUACGUUAAAGUGUUAGCCGGUUUUUUUUUAUUUUUUCAAACAUGCUGAUUGUGGGGCAUUAUUAUUGCGCGGAAAGCUUUGAGUGGAAAGGAAGAGAGCGCGAGAGCGGGACAAAAGUUAUCCGAUACAUAGUGUUAGAUAAAAGAUAUAUAUUGUAAAUAAUUCUAUUCCACUUAUAUUUUGGCCCACGGGGUUCGCAGUUUGACGCGAUUUAUUACCAGUAAAGAAAUGAAAGCUCGAGUGCGCAAAGGGCUAAAAAGGGGCCCCCGCAAUUGCAAUCGCAUCAUAAGCCCUCUGCCCGCUUUGUGCUCAAAUGUCGCGCUCGGUUCAAGGUAAUUGGUAGGGUUUUGCAAUAAGCGUUUUUUUUGUUUGCAUCCCUACCGCAACACCAGCAGAGAAGUGGACUCAACCCUAACCAGAAAAUCAGCGCACAUCCCUGUACUCAUCCCCUUUGGCUAGUUUAAUAGGAUUCCGAUUAAGAUUUGGUUUCACUUUUCUCAACCCGAAACAAAACGCCAAAAUUGUAAAUGCGAACGAUUUUGCCACCAGCACCAGAUCCACAAAUAAUGAGCAAUACGAUAGCACUGGAGGACAGGAACAUUGAGUAUACUGUUUGAGUAUAAUACAACAACAGUAGCAGACAAAAAAAAUCAUAAAGAAAUCUACCCGUUGUACGGAAAUGCGCUUAAAACCAAAACGCCAGGUUUUGGUUGAAGGGGUUUUAUUUGCUUUUUGCUGGAAAGCUUAUUUGCCACUAGCCAAUUUCAAUGCGAACUGAGAACGAAGACCCGCCCCCCCCCCCCCCCCUGCCAGCACAUAAUUUCUAAUCAUUAUUACAAAAGAAACAAAAUGCGGCAUUUGCACGUUACAUGCGAAAACGAAUGGUAUAUGGGGAAAAGGCAGCGGGAAAACAAGGGAGAGCGAAGGGAAACCCAGUAGCAUAGUAGCGCGGCAUUAAGAAAAGUGGGUAUAUAGUAGAGUCAUAGGAUUUUAAAGGCAAAGGAAAAAAGCAUAAAUAGACUGUGUCUUAUAUUAGCGUCAGCAAAAUUAGAUGAUAAAUCCAUACUACCCUCUCCACUCUUACCCCCACUGGUCCCCAUCUUCCCCCGCCCUUCCGGGGGCUGUUAUUUUAAGCUGCUUCUGUAAUCCAAAAAGCCCCAUCCGCCAAUCACAUACCCGGUCACGGGUAACGAACGUAAUUAGUACGGUUCCGCACGAUUCGGUUAUUCGAAAUUUUAGCAAAACUCAACGCUCCUAACCUGAGCAUCCACUCGUUUCAGUUGUCAAAUUUGAUGCAAAAAUGUUUUCGGGCUUUUCUUUAUAUUAUAUUUUACAUUUUGAAUAGUUUAUUUUGCGCUGGUCAGAUUGUUUAAACCCUUCCAAAUUUGGUUUGCAGCCACAACCCUCCAACCCGGGAAUUAGUAGCAACCUUCACUGCUGUAUCAGCCGUUCGGUUUACGAUCAUUUGGGCGUGUACCGUAUGUGCAUGCUGGUCAUUUAUGAGAUUUCUCACUCCGUUUCCGGAGCGGUAAUGGUGGAUAUUGUUUAAUGCAGAAACAUAAUUAUUGAAUAAAAAUCUCUCUUUCCAACGGUGAGGAACCAACAUAAUAAAAAGAGCAGUGGUAAAAUCAGUUCACACAAUCACACACGCAAAAGCAUAUAUGAGAAACGUGCAAAUACAGUAAUAAGUGCACAUCAGAACGGAGAUUCCCAUGAAUACCUGGAUACGAGAGAGCUAAACCCUCCAAUCAACGCAGGAAUUUCUAAACCAAUGGCUGCUAGCAAAGAGAAAAAAAGUGUAUUGAUUUAAUUCUCUAACUAUGUUACUCAGCAAAUAAUUUGUGCUUGUUUGGAUCGAUGAAACGAUAGGAAGCGUUAGAAAUAUUCAAAUACAAACAUUUUUGCCAAACACCAUC
Anopheles arabiensis is the source of this 4531-nucleotide messenger RNA. Its product is annotated as protein Mo25. Gene Ontology annotation, molecular function: protein serine/threonine kinase activator activity. NCBI's taxonomy places the organism in Eukaryota, Metazoa, Arthropoda, Insecta, Diptera, Culicidae. The transcript is spliced from 7 exons. Bases 464 to 1474 code for a protein of 336 amino acids. The record is from RefSeq and is a predicted model, not a curated record. Gene Ontology annotation, biological process: intracellular signal transduction.